CGUCGUGACGUCGGCCGCGGCUGCGUCAUCGCGUCCUCCGGGAGGACAGCGCACAUUCCUAUUGUCCAAGAUGGCGGCGUCGGUGCAGCUCCUCUGAUGCUGACAUGUUUUUAAACGAGUUUCUCCUUUUAUUUCGACUUCCACGCGGAUAUUCGGCGGCCGGACGGACAACGUUUCUCUGCCGAAGCCUUCGCCUGCCUCCUCCGCUGCGCUAACGCUCCUGGAUUUCGCUCCCCGGGCCGGAUCCCCGCGGCAGGCACCGAAAAGUUUGGGCUCCAUCAUCCGCUGAAAAUGAAGAGGCAGGCCGGGAGGGAGAGCAGUCCGUCCAGGGCCGUGGCCAAGAGGAUGCGGGAGAGGGAGCGGGAGAGCACCCGGAGAGAGGAGCUGCCGCCCCCGCCCCUGGCUCUGCUGCUGGCGGAGAGCCGGGGGUACCACCGCCGGAGCCGCAGCAGGGAGCGGGAGAAGCCGCGGCUGAGGGAGGAGAGGGCCGCCGCCGCAGCCGCCGCCGCCGCCGCCCUGGAGCUCCAGCACCGGCAUGAGCUCAGCCUCCUGGGCCGCCCCCCGCUCCGCACCACCGCCGCCGCCGAGCUCCCCGCCGCCCGGCCGGGCACCCUGGAGUACAAGACCCUGCUCAUCAGCAACCUGUGCUCGCAGGUGUCGGACGAGGACGUGGAGGACGCGCUGUUCCACGAGUUCAAAAAGUUCGGGGACGUGAGCGUGAAGCUGUCGCACACGCCCGAGCUGGGCCGCAUCGCCUACGUCAACUUCCGGCACCCGGAGGACGCGAAGGAGGCCCGGCACGCCAAGUCCUCCAGGCUGGUCCUGGGCGACCGGCAGCUGAAGAUCGAGCCCAUGUACGUGAGGAGGCGGAGUGUGACCCCCCCGGACCUGGGGUACCUACCCCUGCACGCUCCGUACCCCUACAGGCAGCGCUCGCUGUCCCCCCCCGGCCCGGGGGCGAGCAACAUCCGGGACCUGAGGGCCCGGCACUACGCCCUGGAGAGCCUGGGCCUGAGCCGGGACCGGGAGCGGCUGCUGGACUACUACGGGAUGCUGGACGAGCGGGGGCGCCCCUACGGGUUCCCCGCCAUGCCCGUGGUGGAGGACCUGAAGCCCGAGGACGACCAGCGCGCCACCAGCAACCUGUUCAUCGGCAACCUGGACGGCAACGUGACGGAGGCGGAGCUCCGGCGGGGCUUCGACAAGUACGGCGCCAUCGAGGACGUGGUGAUCAAGAGGCCGGCGCGGGGCCAGGGCGGCGCCUACGCCUUCGUCAAGUUCCAGAACCUGGACAUGGCCCACCGGGCCAAGGUGGCCAUGCAGGGGCGGCUCAUCGGGGGCAACCCCAUAAAGAUCGGCUACGGCAAAGCCAACCCCACCACGCGGCUCUGGGUGGGGGGGCUGGGCCCGGGGAACUCGCUGGCGGCGCUGGCCCGCGAGUUCGACCGCUUCGGCAGCAUCAGGAACAUCGACUACGUGAAGGGCGACAGCUUCGCCUACAUCCAGUACGAGAGCCUGGACGCCGCCCAGGCCGCCUGCACGCAGAUGCGGGGGUUCCCCCUGGGGGGGCCGGAGCGCCGCCUCCGGGUCGACUUCGCCAAGGUGGAGGAGAGCCCGUCCAGACCGUUCCCCCCGGGCUACCAGCCCCCCGUCACCCUGCCCCCCUCCCACUACGACCUCCUGGGGGAGGCCUACAGCCGCCACCGCAGCCUGGAGCGGGAGCUGCGGGGGGGCAGGGAGCGCUCCUCGCCGCCGCCGCCCCCCCACAGCCUCCUCUCGCAGAGGGAGCGGGACCGGGCCCUGCUACUGGAGAGGGACUACCCCGCCAGCCCCGGGCGGAGCCUGGAGAGGCGGGCGGGGGCGGUGGAGGCGUUCGGGAGGCGGGGGGCGCGGAGCCGGAGCCGGAGCCGCGAGCGGUGGCUGAAGGAGCGGGAGGAGAGGAGGAGCAGGAGGCGGAGCCGGAGCGCCUCCGCUGACCGGCAGGCGGAGGAGCGGGAGAAGGAGCGGGGGCGGUCCAGGGUCCGGCAGAGCACGAGUCCGGACCGGGCCAGGGUCCGAGCCCCCGACUCCACCACGGAACCACGCGACCACUCCCCCGACAGCGGGGGGGGAGGAGGGGGGAGGCACUCGGCCGAGGACGACCCCCCCGCCGGGCGCCACCACGGCAAGAGGUCGUCGACCGACCACCUCAACAACCACCACCACCGAGGGGGCGGCGGCGGCGGCGGUGGCGGCGAGGUCGCCCCCCCCUCCACCGCCGCCACCGCCGCCUCCUCCCCCGCCGCCGCCCACACGGACCCGCCCCCCUCCCCCACCUCCCUGUCAGAGUUCGCCCAGGCCUCCCUCUCCAAGACGUGGCGCGGCUUCUUCGCCCUGAAGAACAGCAGCUUCCCCACGGACCUGUUCCUCCUGGAGGGCGGCGCCUCCUUCUUCAGCGCCGCCAUGAAGGACGCCCUCAAGCCCCAGAGCCAGAGCCAGAACCAGAACCAGCUGAAGAUCGCCCAGCGGCUCCGCAUGGACCAGACCCGGCUGGACGAGGUGUCGCGCCGCAUCAAGCUGGGCCGGCCCGACGGGUCCUUCGCCAUCCUGCUGGCGCUGCAGGGCCCCGUGGACCGCCAGGGCCCCGCCCCCGAGCCGGGCCUGCAGGUCCGCCUCCUCCGGCACCUGGUCACAUACCUGAGGAACAAGGAGGCGGCCGGCGUGGUCAGCCUGCCCCCCGCCAAGGAGGGCGGCCCGGGCGCCAUGCUCUACGCCUUCCCCCCCGGGGACUUCUCCCAGCAGUACCUGCAGGAGGCCAAGAGGACUGUGGGUAAUCUGGAGGAGGAGCACAUGGUGGUGGUCAUCGUUAACGACACUAAUUAACUCCUACACACACUACACACACACUACACACACUACACACACUACACACACACACUACAGACACACAAACACACACACACACACACACACACACACUACACACACACACACUACACACACACACACACACUACACACCUGGUUUUAGAGACAGGUUAAUGUUUUCCUCAAUGAAAUGUGUUACACUACACCUCCUCCUCCACCUCCUCCUCCUCCUCCUCCACCUCCUCCUCCUCUUCCUCCUCCUCCUCCUCCUCCUCGUCCUACACCUCCUCCACCUCCUCCUCCUCCCUCCACCUCCUCCUCCUCCUCCUCCUCUCGGAUCGUUUCUGGAGCAUUAACUUUUUAAACACUAAGAGAAGUCGACUCUAAGCUCGUGUUUGUCGUCCACCGGGAGGAUUUUAUUUCGUACUGUAAACGGCUUCUUCUCGCAGGUUGAGACUUUUUAAAGAAAAAUAAAAAAUAAAAAAAAAGAUGAAAUGUUAUUUGGAGCUGGAGUCAGUGGCCUCCUCCUCCUCCUGCUCCUCCUCCUCCUCCUCCUCCGCUGUGUAUUAGGUGGUGUGUUCUCCUGCUGUCGGUUUUUAUCUACGGGACCAUCCAGUGUGCGUUGAUGUGCUGUUGCAUGCUGAGGAAAAGUCAGACAUUUCUAUUUUGUGCGUCUAUGAGAAGAAGAGAAAUGUGCGGCUUCCUUUUAAAGAGUCGUAGCGCCUCGUAUUACUGGUCGGGAUUUUAUAUUGUACACAUUUAUACCUUUUAUUCAAUUUAAAAUACAUCCAUCCAUCCAUCUCUGCUUCUUUUUAUUCAGACUUUUCUUUACAUCUGUUUUUAAUUCCUCAUAAACUCAUAAAAACACUAGAAGAGUCAGGGAUUAAAAUCCUGGUUUCAGCCAAUCAAACAAACAAACAUGUGUUUUGGGAAUAAAUUCGCUCCCUGGUCAGUUUAUUAGGUCACUACUGAGUCUGGGUCUGUUCCUAAUAUUUUGACCAUCCUCCUCUUCAUCGACGGGUCCCGAGUCUGUGACACUAAACUCAUCAGGUGUUUGUAGAAAUGAUCUUCAUCUUCAUUAGGUUCAUUAGAGACGCAGCUCCGAGUCUGUUUCUACAUCAUUUACAUGAGAACAUGUUCAGUCAUGUUCCUAAUAAACUGGCCACACAGUGAAUCUGAAGUUUAAAGGUUAAAUCAUUUUCAGUGCAACAGAAAAGAGGUUUAAAGCUUCAGUUAAUCUUUUAAUUUCAUCAGUAAAACAUUAAGGAACACGAUGAAAACCUGAAACGUUUCUGUGUUUGUUCGGUUAAACUCUAAACUGACUAAACCAUAAAUGAACCCAGAGAAUAACUGAUUAGGUUUGUACCUUUUUAAACGCCAUCGUUUUCUCUGUUCGGGUCUAAAACGACGUAAUUAAACUUUGAUUCAGUAAAAGCUGAAGAGUCUGAAAACAGAGACAGAUUCACUGGUUAUGAACUGAAUGUUUUAUUCCCAUAAAAUAAAUUCAGCUCAGACAGAAACAUUUUUCUUUCUCAGGUUUUUAUGUCGAUUAAAACUAAAAAGAAAAUAAAAGAAACGGUUAAACUUCACUUAAUGUUUUAUUCGUCCUUUCUGUCACUUUUCAAAACAAAAUAGUGAAAAUAUUUGAGAUUUUUCCUCCAGAUUCACCAGGAAACUAUUUUUAACUCAAUCGUACAUGAAUCCAGAAAAUAAGUUUAUUAUUGAACCUGCUCAGACAAAACAUUGGAUUUUUUUUUUUUUGUCUUUUUCAGAUUCUUCAUCCAAUUUUUGUUUAAUGAAAAAAAUAAAAUCUAUUUUUCAACUUUUAAUUUUAAAAUUUAGUCUCAUCAUUUUUACACAGAAGUAAAUAAUUCAUGUUUAUUAUCAUGCAUUUUUAUUUUCUGUAAUUAUUUUCUGGCCAGAUUCCAGCGACACUAUUUCCACCAUUUCAACCAACUUCAGUCUUCUUCUUCUUCUUCUUCUUCUUCUUCUUCUUCUUCUUUUUUAUUCAGUGGCUUGUAAAAGACGAGACGUGUCUGAAAGCUCAUCUGAGUCAUUUAAGUAUUUUAUACGAAGAGCUGAGCGAUUUAAAGGAGUUUUUGUGAAUAAACCUGAUGAUUGUGGGGCUGGUGGAGGGCGGUGUGUGUGUGCGCUCAUGGUCCACGUCCACUCUUUGGUUUGUGUUGCUAUGAAAACGUGGAAUAAACAUUUUAUGAUGGAG
This is a messenger RNA of Mugil cephalus (flathead mullet), 5067 nucleotides long. It is a transcript of the gene rbm15b, whose product is annotated as RNA binding motif protein 15B. The record is from RefSeq and is a predicted model, not a curated record. Gene Ontology annotation, biological process: regulation of alternative mRNA splicing, via spliceosome. The transcript has a single exon. Gene Ontology annotation, cellular component: nucleus. Gene Ontology annotation, molecular function: mRNA binding. The coding region runs from base 292 to 2862 and encodes 856 amino acids. Lineage: Eukaryota; Metazoa; Chordata; Actinopteri; Mugiliformes; Mugilidae.